AUUCUGCUUCUCUCCUUUGACGUCCUCCUCCUCAUCCCGCUCACCGUCCCUCAAGGCCUCACAUGCGCCAGUCGUUACAUCUUUCCAUCGACCCUUCCCCAUUCUUGUCUGUUUUCAACCCCUCCCCAGACUCCGGCUCACCUUCAUCAUCAUCUCGACUAAGCACAGAUACCAGCCCAACAAGCAGCUAUUCCGAUAUCAUAUGUUCCGUGCUAUGCAUGUACGAUUUUCAGACAGAUGAUCCCAUUCAUCUGUCUUUUCGAAAGAACGAGAUUCUCGAUAUCGUUAGGACAGAGCCAACGGGCUGGUGGGCAGCUAUGAAAAAGGGUGGGGACUCUGAUACAGUUGGGUGGAUACCUGAGGCGUUCGUUGAGCCUCUGUCAGAGGAAAUGGCAGAUCGUUUAAUGAGCGUCCGUCCUGAACUGCGGAUUUACGAGUAUGAGGCCGAACAGUUGUACAACACCGCCCCGACCUCUCGUAUUCCCCUUUAUGAAGACCACGUUCCCCGGAAAAAUCGAAAUCAAGGGGGAUAUGAGACCGACCCUCAGAGUCAAACCAGUGCAUGGGGCCCCCGGAGACAUAGUACUGUUACCCCUUCUCCAGCGACCCCUCAACCAACCCCACCACGCCAGCAUCUCCCCGUCGGACUUCCGAAGAGAAGUCCUUCCCUUUGUAGAAACAAACUCACCCCUCCAACCCCCAGAGAUUCCGAAAUAUUCAUAACGCCCGCGUCGACAACCCCGGUAGACCCAGAAUCAUCUCGAAGGAAACCACCCCGGCUUCUUCCCCUUCAGGAGACUCAGUACUGUUCAGAUACAUCCAAGUCUCCUGAUUCAGCUUCAAAAAGGUCUGACGAGAAGAUUAAAAAGCUGACAGGAAGCGAUGCAGCUCUCGUACAUUACAACACCGUGCUCAUGCAAGCCAAUAUGCCAUGGUACCUGAAGCCCAGAUAUGGUAACGAAUUGGACACCGAUAACGAUGGAAAAGUCCUUAGAGGGUCGAAGCGUGCACUCGUCGAGAAGUUGGUCUGGGAGUUUCCAGUGAAAGACCCAAAAAGGGCAGCGGAGGAUACAGCGUACCGAAGAGUGUUCCUCACAACUUUCAGAACAUUUAUGACCGCAAAUGACCUAUUUGAGAUGCUAGUCGAUCAUUUCUGCACAGACCCUCCUUCGGAGCUGACUGAAGCAGAAUUUGAGGACUGGAAGGAAAAGAAUCUCCACUCGAGACAAUCCAUGGUUCUCACGAUUUUUUCAAUGUGGUUAGAGGAAAGUAGAAUGUUGGAAGAGGAGCCCCAGAUUGCGACACCCCUAACCGCCUUCCUCAACCAUAUCAAAUCCCCUAACCCUCUUGCUUCUCAAGGUCAGCGCAUCGUCGAGUCGAUAAAACGACUGACCUUCACUACUCCGUCCAACAACCUCCCGCCAUUAUCCAGCAAAGGCAACAAGAGGAGGAAGGAUCCCAAGAACGAUCUACUUCGCUUGGAAUACGCAGAUGUUGCCGAACAGCUUUGCUUGUUGGAGUUCAACCACUACUCCAAGAUUACCCCGCAGGAGUGUAUACGAUAUGCGAAGACUCAAACAGGCAAACCAGUCGAGCAUCUCGGCACAUUCUGUUCAACACACAAUAAGAUUGCGGCUUGGGUGACGACCAGUGUAUUGGAUAGCACCGUUCUAGCGAGGCGGGCAGAUACGGUGGACUUUUGGAUCAAGGUUGCCGAGAAAUGCCGCUCUUUGAACAACUUUGCUUCGAUGAGCGCUAUCAUCAACGCCCUCUCAAGCACCGUCAUUGCUCGCCUUCACCUUACAUGGGCUCAUGUCAACAAGAAACACACAUUGGACAGUCUCACCAAACAGAACGAACCGACAGGCCACUUCGCCGUUUAUCGUAACCUUCAGCUCAACGCGGACGGUCCUUGUGUGCCAUUUGUUGGGAUGUACUUGAACGACAUUGUUCAUAUCAAGGAUCAAUACUCGGACGAAAAAGAUCCCGAUGUGGACCCCAGGCAGUGGAAGAUCUCCUAUACUCAGCGGCAACGGUGGUACGAAGUCGCCAAGAUCAUGCUUAGAUCACAAUCUAAGCCUUACAAGUUUGCGGAGAAUAAAGCGACGAUGGAAUUUAUUAAUCGAGCAACGGCGACGUUUCCCAAGGAUUGGCAGGCCAAGUUCUGGGCAAAGAGUCAAGUGGUGCAACAUUCGGAAAUCGCAAAUGCUGAUAUCAGACGAGGUUUGGAAGCCGCCGGAUUUUAG
Molecule: messenger RNA, 2246 nt
Organism: Marasmius oreades (fairy-ring Marasmius)
Lineage: Eukaryota; Fungi; Basidiomycota; Agaricomycetes; Agaricales; Marasmiaceae
Exons: 4
Coding region: 63-2246 (727 amino acids)
Biological process (GO): Ras protein signal transduction; positive regulation of GTPase activity
Cellular component (GO): plasma membrane
Molecular function (GO): protein binding; guanyl-nucleotide exchange factor activity
Source: RefSeq, a predicted model, not a curated record